CCGCUUUUGUUAUUGUGCCGAGUGCGCGGAGAGAGGCUUCGGGGGAGCGAGCAAGAUGCACGGACGGAGACGGCGGGGCUGAGUGUCCGAUAUCGACUUGGAUAAAAGACUGAUAGUGGAUUUCACCUCCCGGUCCUCGUUCCCAACCACUUCUGUUUGGUUUUUAAGCCCCAUCCCCCCCCCCGGUAACCUGCCUGAUGUUAGGAUGUCGGUGAACCCCCCCAGCAGCAGCGACGCCUGCCUCAGCAUCGUCCACAGCCUGAUGUGCCAUCGGCAGGGCGGCGAGAAUGAGGGCUUCGCCAAGCGCGCCAUCGAGAGCCUCGUCAAGAAGCUGAAGGAGAAGAAGGAUGAGCUGGACUCGCUCAUCACCGCCAUCACCACCAACGGUGUGCACCCCAGCAAGUGUGUCACCAUCCAGAGAACUCUGGAUGGACGGCUGCAGGUUGCUGGACGUAAAGGUUUCCCCCAUGUGAUAUAUGCACGUCUCUGGCGGUGGCCGGACCUCCACAAGAAUGAACUCAAGCAUGUUAAGUUCUGCCAGUACGCCUUCGACCUCAAGUAUGAUAAUGUGUGUGUGAACCCCUACCACUACGAGAGGGUGGUGUCCCCUGGCAUUGUGGGCCUUAGUCUACAGAACACUGGUCCGUCUGGCAGGCUGAUCAAGGAGGAAUACAUCCAUGACUGCAUUCAGAUGGACAUUCCCCCGGGUCUCCCACCCCAGCCUGACCACCAGGGGGCAAUGAAGCUCCCGCCCCCAGAGCACUAUGGUCAGCCGCUGCCCCCGCUACAACUGCCCCCUGAGUCAGCCCGGGGCCCUCCCCCAAUCACCCUCUAUCCCAGCAUACCGCUCUCUCCCACUGCGUCAAGCUCUAUGAUGUCCAUGCAGGGUGGCCAUGGCGAGGGACUCUUGCAGAUCGCUUCUCCGCAGGGUCAGGUCAUGACCCCGACACCUCCUCCCUCCACCCCCACCCAUGGUCCCCCACAAGCCCCUGCCCCUCUCCAGGCCCCACCCAGCCAGAAUUACAACGGCUCCAAACACACCACCCAGACCCAGGGCUCUUUCCACACUACAUGGACAGGCAGUAGCACGGCGUCCUACACCCCCACAGGACCGCAGCAGAGCAGCCGCACUCACCAACCACCUCUCCACCACCCUCACUUCUGGUCUCAGCAUCACAACACUCCUGCCUUCCCUACACCUAUCUCCAACCACCCAGGGCCGGAGUUCUGGUGCUCCAUCACGUACUUUGAGAUGGACGUGCAGGUGGGGGAGAUGUUUAAGGUGCAGGCGAGCUGCCCUGUGGUGACAGUGGAUGGCUACGUGGAUCCAUCAGGCGGAGAUCGCUUCUGUCUGGGCCAGCUGAGCAACGUGCACCGCACCGAUGCCAGUGAACGAGCCAGGUUGCACAUAGGUAAAGGAGUACAGCUGGAGUGUCGGGGUGAGGGUGAUGUGUGGAUGCGUUGUCUUAGCGACCAUGCCGUCUUCGUCCAGAGCUACUACCUGGACCGAGAGGCAGGCAGGGCACCAGGAGACGCCGUGCACAAGAUCUACCCGGGUGCCUACAUCAAGGUGUUUGACCUCAGGCAGUGUCACCGGCAGAUGCAGCAGCAGGCUGCCACGGCACAGGCAGCCGCUGCUGCCCAGGCUGCUGCCGUGGCAGGAAACAUCCCAGGCCCUGGCAGUGUGGGGGGCAUCGCACCUGCUAUCAGUCUGUCUGCAGCGGCGGGGAUUGGCGUGGAUGACCUGCGACGUCUCUGCAUCCUGCGUCUGAGCUUCGUUAAGGGCUGGGGGCCUGACUACCCACGCCAGAGCAUCAAGCAUACCCCCUGCUGGGUGGAGGUGCAUCUACACCGUGCCCUGCAGCUGCUGGACGAGGUGCUACACACCAUGCCACUGGCAGACCCCGGCCCUUCCAACUGAGAACAGGGAGAAAGAUCCACACACACACGCACACACACACAAGCACUCACAGCUACACCUUGACACAUGUGUUUACUUACUCGAGCAGACACACAUGCUUGCCCACACUCACACACUCACUAGAUACACACACAAACACACAUAUGUACAUCUUCACACACUUGUUUACUAACUCAAGCAGACACAAACUCACACACAAGCACACUUAAACACACACAUGUGCGCACGCACACAAACACAGACCAUAUGUUACACACUACAAGCAGCCUCCGUUUUGUUCUGUAUUGUCCAUCAUAAUCCAAAUGCGGCCCCUCUUUCUUCAUUUCCUCAUUUUUGUUCCCCUUUGAAGGGACUUGAGACUUUCCUUUGCAGAGCAGAUGCAUGUACAUUGGAUUAAUGCAAGUUUCCACGGGUUGAUUGCGGAUUAAGUUCAGGGAAAUAGCUUUACUGUCUGUACACCUCUCCAGCAUUACAUAUCACCUAAUUACAGUAAUAAUACACACCAAACGCAGCAGGUUUGCAAUACCGAGAGGGAACACUUUUAACCUUGUCUCUCACACACACACACACACACACACACACACACACACACACACACACACACACACACACCUGCACAUACAUGCACAACGUGUUCUAAGGUGACCGGCAAGCAGAUGUGCCUGUCAUGACAUCAACACUCCUGGCCCACUCACACGGACGCCAGCACUCUCACUGCAUGGUUGCCAGGGCAUGUGGUAACGUUCCCAGAGCUGCAGCCAGUGCGUUGCUUUUGAGUCUGGACUUCAGGUGGCAAGCAUUCCGUGUGAGUGACGAAAAGCCAACUCAGCGGGGGCUAAACCAUUCAGGAACUCUCUCAGACACCUGGACCGAUGGAGAGCCGGAUGGAAUCCCAGGCAUCUCCGUGUCUCCACAUCAGCAUCCUGUGCAAGGGGUCCCGUCUCCCUGGCUUGCUCGUGCGCAACAUAGCUGGUCUCCAGCCGUCUCGCGGGUCCUCUGAGCCUCUUUAUUUUCAUACCAAAAAAAGGAAAAAUACAAGAAAAGAAAAAAGAUAAAGAAGAAGACAAAAUUGUUCAGCUUUAAAAUGGUGAUGUUAGUAUUUGUGGUGACGCAGUUUUGUGUUUGUAACCAAAUCGUUUGCCAUGUGGUGUACGAUUCACCAAAGCCAGAAUACCUCAUCAUAAUCUAGCAUGAACCCAGUGGAACUUUAUAUGCCAAAAUGUGUCUGGUAUCCUCCAUUACCUGCUUUCAUAAACUCACCUCAUGCUUUAACCAAAUCAGUAUCGAGGGAGGUUCAGGUGAUGGAACAGACAUGUAAGACAGGGUUACACCCACUAACUGAGUGCAAACCAGGACCUUUUCUUUCUUUUAGCUUGAAAGUCUUGUGAGUUUAAUUUUCUAUGCCAGUGUUUCCUGUACUGCUGGGUGGAGUGGGAAUACACUUUUCCAUGGGAAGACAGAAACUCUUCGCUCUUUAAAUUGUAGCCAGUAUUCACUGAGUCAAGUCAGCUGUUCAUCUGAGGUACUUCCUGUUUUGAGUUGUACGUUUUAUUCUUAGUCAUGAGUUGUACAUUUCAUUCUUAGCAGCGGUCACCCACCGUAUUCCAGGAGCUCCUGUCUUCUCACUUCUGAGCUGAGGUCUUCAUGCCCAAACCAACCAAUCAGGGUCAUGACAUCUUCUAGAGGUGAAGCAUGUGUGUAUAAAAGCAGGUGUUGUAAGGUUUUUUGGCUGGCGGUGAACUGUGUAGGAUGGCAGACACAAGGACUGUUGGAGAGCUUCUACAGGAACUAUAUGCCAUUGUGAGGGAGAGACCUACAACACCAGUUAAGUGUUUUUAACAGAAUAAGCUGAUCAAAAUACAUAGCAGGUAGAAUUAAACAUAACAGUAUUUUUACAGAUUGUAUGUGGUCAGAUAAACAAUGGUAUAAUAAUUGCAGAUUAUGUCACUGUAAUCAUGGGAAUUUAUAGGGAGACAUAGACCUAAAUCAUAUUUGGCUUUUGCUUUUGGUUUUUUGGUUUUGUUUUUUUUUUGCAUAAUAAUCUUUGUGCCUUUCUCUAUUUUGUUUUACAAUUCAAAAAUCACUUACACUUCAAGAUUUUAUCUUGCAUUAAGUCCUUUUCACUGACUUGGUUUUUGGUGUGUUAACGGUUGGUAUGCCAACAAGGGCGCCCCCAGUGUGUUUGGGAUGUAACUACUUCACAUAUCUACCAGUGCUAGAGAGCUUUCAGGUUUCAUUUAUAAACGAUUUCUUCUUAACAGACCGGGUGUAAUUGGACAGUGCAAACGAUACUGUCUCCCAGUCCUUCUGCAGGGUGGAUCAAGUGCUGGCUCAGGUCAUAAAGACAAUUACAAGCCUUUAAAUACAGUCACACUAUUUAUGCAUUUCACCUUGUUGUUUUUUUAUUUUUAUUUUUUCUUUACUAUGUUGUUGAAUUUAGGUGUCAGGUAUGCUUGUUGUUUGGUGAGUGCCUUUGUGCUGUGUUGCACUGGGGAAAUGAAAACUUUGGUUAAAACUUGUACUUUAAAUUCAGAUUACAAAGGCAGUGAGUGCUUGCAUUCUUACGUGCAAUUAGUGAUGAAUAUUUUUCGUUCUCUGAGCUUGAAGUCUGCUUCAACAAAUUCAUUCAGCUCUGCUUUAUCGUGUACAUAACUUUUAAUACACAAAUGAUUAGUGUAUUAACAUGUAAUUUAGUGAUUUUAAGAUGAAAACUAUUAUAAAAUAGAACUAGAUUAGAUUUAAAUUCCAGUACUUCAUAGCUUGCUUAUUGCUGUAACUGAAAAACAAGACCCAUUCAAACACAUUAACCAGUGAUAUUAGACAAUAGGUCAAUCAUUUAUUGUCCAGUUUGUUUUGCCUUAAAGCCAGGUAAAGUAAGAUUCAGACCUACAGCAGCUGCCAUCAUCAGGUGAAAGUACAUUUUCUUUUUAAAUGUAGAUUGUCACCUCAGAUGCUGAGUUAGUUCCUUCUGCACUAGUUAAUCUAGAGUAUAUUUGGUGUUCUAUUGUACCCAAAAUAUAAAAUUUCUUUUAGUAGGCCUGGUUUUUCAGGAGGGUAGCCAUUUUCAAAAUUUAACUGUCUACCCCCUUGCAACUUCCUUUAUAAUGUUGUAACAUGAUUGAAAUAUGUGAGUCAGUAAAAUGACAAUCAUUCAACUGGAAAAUGAGAUCUAAAGCAUUCCAUGUAUUCUUACAAGUAUUUAUCAGUAUGUUAUCUGGUGUAAAAAAAUGACUAUUUUAUUGAUAUUGUUCAAUUCAAUCACUGUUGUAAUUAUAAUUAUUUUAUUGUUAAAGGACAUUCUGAUCCUGUAUGUUGACUGUACACCAAAGUUAAGUAAAAUCAUUUUGAUACAGAUA
Messenger RNA from Electrophorus electricus (electric eel), 5277 nucleotides. RefSeq names its product SMAD family member 10a (gene smad10a). NCBI's taxonomy places the organism in Eukaryota, Metazoa, Chordata, Actinopteri, Gymnotiformes, Gymnotidae. Gene Ontology annotation, cellular component: heteromeric SMAD protein complex. Gene Ontology annotation, biological process: SMAD protein signal transduction; BMP signaling pathway; regulation of transcription by RNA polymerase II. Gene Ontology annotation, molecular function: I-SMAD binding; RNA polymerase II cis-regulatory region sequence-specific DNA binding; DNA-binding transcription factor activity, RNA polymerase II-specific. The record is from RefSeq and is a predicted model, not a curated record.